Molecule: messenger RNA, 1631 nt
Organism: Drosophila erecta
Lineage: Eukaryota; Metazoa; Arthropoda; Insecta; Diptera; Drosophilidae
Gene: arg
Product: arginase-1
Exons: 6
Coding region: 460-1515 (351 amino acids)
Cellular component (GO): cytosol; cytoplasm; nucleus
Molecular function (GO): arginase activity; manganese ion binding
Source: RefSeq, a predicted model, not a curated record
CUAAUCCGUCGCAAGCUUCCUGAUCAGAUGAAAAAAACGCAUUUUAGAUGUGUAACACCUUGGGAACGUUAACUGAUAAGGAACUGCGUAAGGCCUAAUAUAAAGAACUCUGAGUUACAGAAGAUGAAUUGUAUGACCCAGUUGGGCUAUUGCCUUCGCCACUGUUGUCGUCCGAGCCAGGAUCAAGGUCAUUUGGCGAUAGCCGCCUUAUCGCCCAUCCAGUGGCUCUCACUUUGCUCAUACAGCAAUUACAGCAACAGUAACUACAAUGUCCGCCGAUCCCAGCUGAACUGCCGCUCAAGCUUUAUCAGGGGGUCCAGAACCGAAUAGAUAGUUGUCAUUUGCGCUUUUUGUCGUUGUGUCGCCGCCGUUGUUGUCUCUUCCAUUCUGGCAUCGCAGUCGUGGAUUUUAUAGCAUUGCGAGCAGAUCCAAUCUAAGAGAUCCUAGAUCGCAUGCGAAAUGUGGUGGAGCCGUAAAUUUGCCUCAAGGUCUCUCCGCCUGCACCGGCUCAAGAGCACCGGAAGCACAGCUCCCAGGGAACCGGCGCAAUCUCUAGGCAUCAUUGGAGUGCCCUUCGCAAAGGGGCAGGGAAAACAGGGCGUGGAACUGGCGCCAGAUCUUCUCCGGCAGAGCAGCCUGCGUCAGGUGCUUCAGAGCAGUCAUGAUGGCCUGGUGAUACGGGACUACGGAAACCUACAGUACGCCGUAGACGAGCCCCUUCUCCAACAGCAGCGUGUGCACUACCACCACAUCCGAAACUACGCGGAUUUCAUGGCUUGCAAUCGGGCACUGAUUGAACAGGUGAAACUCAUGCUCGUGGAGAACACGCAGUUUUUGGCCAUUGGUGGUGAUCAUGCGAUCGGCUUCGGAUCCGUGGCCGGACACCUGCAACACACGCCGAACUUGUCCCUGGUGUGGAUCGACGCACAUGCGGACAUCAAUCUGCAUAGCACCUCGCAGUCGGGCAACAUCCAUGGGAUGCCCGUAUCCUUUCUGUUGGAACAGCUCCGUAACACCUGGCAGCACGCUGGCCUCCAGGAAAUCGCGCCCAACUGCUUGCCCAAGGAUCAGUUGGUUUACAUCGGACUCCGGGACAUUGACCCCUACGAGGCGUUCAUCCUAAACAAAGUCGGAAUACGCUACUAUGCGAUGGAUACCAUCGACCGGGUGGGCGUGCCCAAGAUUAUCGAGAUGACGCUAGACGCCCUCCAUCCGCAGAACAAGAUCCACGUCAGCUUCGACAUCGACGCCUUGGACAGCAAUGUGGCCCCUAGCACGGGCACCGCGGUGCGCGGUGGCCUGACACUCCGCGAGGGAAUCAGCAUCGUGGAGGCACUUCGGGACACCAAGCGGGUGCAGGGCGUCGAUCUGGUGGAGAUCAACCCGAAGUUAGGCAGCGAGCGCGACGUGCGCACCACUGUGGAGUCCGGCCUGGAGAUACUGAAGAGCAUGUUCGGCUACCGACGCUCGGGGCGCUGGAGCAACAUCGACACCGGAAUUCUUGGCAGCGAUUAAGGAACGCAACUCGCCCGGUUUUCAACUUAUUAAUAUUUAUGUACAACAUUCUUGCCAUAUUAGUGUGUGCUUUUUUUUCGUAUCUUAAUGAGGCAAUACAACAUUUGUGUAAAAAA